AUGGUCCUCACACCUCAUGCCAACUUUGACUCUCCAGAUCAAAUCUCUCCGACUCCCAAUUCCGCUCAGUCCGCCUCCGCCUCCUCUCUCCACCCCGGCUCAGCCGACUCUUACUUCUCCCAUGGCGGUGCUGGACCAAGCGCACCUAGAUUACGGAAAACUUCAACCAGUAGCUUCUCCAAAUUAUCGGAAUUCUCACUGGAUGAACCCCUCUUAAGUGAAAAGGAUAGAUAUGCUCCCCAAUCAGAUCCAGAUACUCCGCAACAUAGCACUUUGAGCGGAGUCAGACAUGUUCCUCUAAGCGUGGAUGCGUCGGAAUGGAGACACCCUGUGUUCAAACAGAAAGUUCUGGGUAUACUUCGGCGACUGCGAGUUCCACUAUGGUCAUCUACCCUUCUCACACCGUCAUCCAUCCAUUUGCAAAAAGUCUCAGGUGCCUUGACCAACGCAGUAUUCUUCGUCUCCUUCAAUCCAGCUCCAAACCCUACAUCACCAUCGGAGUCACCGAUGCUUACUCCUACCAUGCCUGCGUCCGAUCCCGAUCACCCUCCUCCCCUCACUCCAGAACAAUACCCUCCCACCCUCCUGUUUCGUGUGUACGGAGUAAGCUCUGACGCUCUCAUCUCACGGGAAGAAGAAUUGCGAAUCCUUUAUGUCCUGAACACCGAAUACCACAUCGGACCGAAAAUAUAUGGAACAUUCGGUAAUGGAAGGGUCGAACAGUUCUUCCCAUCUAGAGCGUUGACUGCGAAGGAAUUACGAGAACCCCACAUAUUCCGUGGCAUAGCCAGGCGAAUGAGAGAGCUACACUCAGUAGACUUGAGACUUUUAGGUUAUGAGAAUGGUAAGAACACAGAACCAAUGGUUUGGAAAUGUCUUUUAGAAUGGAUCGCUACUGCUGAAGAAGUACUCGACACUCUUUCGGCCUCUGGGGGCAAGUGGGAGUCUUGGGUCGAGAAUUACGGCCUACAUAGGAUUAGACAGGAGGUGGAAAAGUAUAGGAAAUGGGUAGAAAGUGAGCCUGGGAAGGGUAAGGGUGCUGUAUUUGCUCAUAACGAUACCCAAUACGGCAACUUGCUAUUAUUGGAUGGCGACCUGCCCCCUAACGUACCAGAACACCAUAGAUACGUUGUGAUUGACUUCGAGUACGCUGCCCCGAAUGCUCGAGGGUAUGACAUCGCCAACCACUUCCAUGAAUGGCGAGCCAAUUAUCACCAUCCUACCCAUUCACACUCUCUCAAACCUCAUUUCCCGUACCCUACUCUGGAAGAACGUCAGGAUUUCUAUCGAGCCUACCUAUCGGUGGAAAUGGAUGGCACGGAGGAGGUCGUUCAUCGCAGGAAGGAUGUUCUGAGCGAGAAAGUAGAUGCGUUGGAGAGAGAAGUGAGGAUCUGGAGUCCUGCUCCGAGUAUCCUCUGGUCCUUGUGGGGUAUCAUCCAGGCCCAAGAGCAGGUGGAAGCGAUCGCUGAGCAGAGAACGGACUAUGUACCUGAAUUUGAUUACUUGGCUUACGCUGUCGAGCGAUUGGAGAUGUUCCGAAAGGAAGCGAAAGAAGUGGGAGUGCCAAUAUGA
Messenger RNA from Kwoniella botswanensis, 1572 nucleotides. RefSeq lists its product as uncharacterized. Gene Ontology annotation, cellular component: cytoplasm. The coding region runs from base 1 to 1572 and encodes 523 amino acids. Lineage: Eukaryota; Fungi; Basidiomycota; Tremellomycetes; Tremellales; Cryptococcaceae. The transcript is spliced from 6 exons. Gene Ontology annotation, biological process: phosphatidylcholine biosynthetic process; phosphatidylethanolamine biosynthetic process. Gene Ontology annotation, molecular function: choline kinase activity; ethanolamine kinase activity. The record is from RefSeq and is a predicted model, not a curated record.